UCAGGAUGCUGGGUGAUCGUGAUCCAAAGAACCAGUUGAUAGUGGCGAAUCCACUGGAAGAGGCAAAGAUAGCUGGGUUCGACUCAGCAGGCUAUGGUCUGCCCAAAGAGGAUCAAGAGCGACGUCAACUUGCUAGAAAUUGCAUGACAAAGUUCUCCACUCAGCUAGUCUACAGACGUAUUCCCGUCGAAUACAUUGUAGAAACGGUGGUGAUCACGCGUAACUCUCUACCUUGGGACGACAUUCCCCGCGGCUGGUUCCGUGGUGCCGCCGACCCAUCCUCUCAGCCCCACUACAACUGGCUACAUCAGCUUUCCUUCAGCCCCUUCAUGUAUCUGCAGUAUGGUACCACACAGAGCAACAUCAUGCUGGAGAAGAACAAGAUCGAGAGCGUUUUGGAAAAGGAGGCCUACUAAUGGGAUCGGUCGAGGGAGUACUGGGAAGUCGACGUUAAGGGUUUUGAGGGAGACGACGACAGUGAAGAGUCCGGGGACGAGCAAGGCGAUGUAUCUCAGGAGGUGCGCCCUGGGGACGAGGAUCAGGAGGGGGAAGGUGAGGAGGAAGAGGAAGAUGCAGACGAAGGAGAAGCUGCUGAACACUCGUGAAGGUGGAAGUUGAGGAUAUUCAUGUUGCCGCCGUCAAACGAGAACAUCCAGAAGACGAGGAUGAGGGGGAACGGAUAGACGUAAAGAGGGAGAGAAGAAAUAGGGAG
Molecule: messenger RNA, 712 nt
Organism: Cryptococcus amylolentus CBS 6039
Lineage: Eukaryota; Fungi; Basidiomycota; Tremellomycetes; Tremellales; Cryptococcaceae
Exons: 2
Coding region: 6-416 (136 amino acids)
Source: RefSeq, a predicted model, not a curated record